AUGGUGCAGCGCAUGUGGGCCGAGGCGGCCGGCCCUGCGGGCGGCGCCGAGCCGCUGUUUCCGGGCUCCCGGCGGAGCCGCAGCGUGUGGGACGCCGUGCGCCUGGAGGUGGGCGGCCCCGACAGCUGCCCGGUGGUGCUGCACAGUUUCACGCAGCUCGACCCCGACCUUCCGCGCCUGGAGAGCUCCGCGCAGGAGAUUGGCGAGGAGCUGGUCAACGGCGUCAUCUACUCCGUCUCCCUGCGCAAGGUUCAGGUGCACCACGGCGCCAGCAAGGGCCAGCGCUGGCUCGGGUAUGAAAACGAGUCGGCCCUGAACCUGUAUGAGACCUGCAAGGUGCGGAGCGUGAAGGCAGGCACGCUGGAGAAGCUGGUGGAGCACCUGGUGCCCGCCUUCCAGGGCAGCGACCUCUCCUAUGUCACCAUCUUCCUGUGCACCUACCGAGCCUUCACCACCACCCAGCGGGUCCUGGACCUGCUGUUCCAAAGCAGGUACGGUAGAUGUGACGCCCUCACGGCCUCCUCUAGAUAUGGGUGCAUCCUCCCUUAUUCCAGCGAGGACGGCGGACCUCAGGACCAACUGAAAAAUGCCGUCUCCUCCAUCCUGGGCACCUGGCUGGACCAGUACUCCGAGGACUUCUGUGAGCCCCCGGACUUCCCCUGCCUCAAGCAGCUGGUGGCCUACGUGCAGCUCAACAUGCCCGGCUCCGACCUGGAGCGCCGGGCCCGCCUUCUCCUGGCCCAGCUGGAGCGCACGGAGCUCACCCAGGCAGAGCCGGAGGCUCUGGCUCCAGCUCUGAAGCCAACUGCGGCCCUCGAGCCAGUGCCGGCUCCAGCUCUAGCACCCAGGCCGGUGCCAGGUCCAGACCUCGAGCCAGCUCUGGCACCAGCACCAGCUCCGGCCCCAGAGCCUUCCUGGCCUUCGCCUGUAGCUGCAGAGAACGGGCUGAGUGAGGAGAAGCCUCACCUCCUGGCGUUCCCGCCCGACCUGGUGGCGGAACAGUUCACGUUCAUGGAUGCGGAGCUGUUCAAGAAGGUGGUGCCCUACCACUGCCUGGGCUGCAUCUGGUCGCAGCGGGACAAGAGGGGCAAGGAGCACCUGGCUCCCACCGUCCGUGCCACCGUCGCCCAGUUCAACAGCGUGGCCAACUGCGUCAUCACCACCUGCCUCGGGGACCGGAGCGCGACGGCCCGCGCCAGGGCCAGGGUGGUGGAGCACUGGAUCGAGGUGGCCAGGGAGUGCCGGGUCCUCAAGAACUUUUCGUCCCUCUACGCCAUCCUCUCUGCUCUGCAGAGCAACUCCAUCCACCGGCUGAAGAAGACGUGGGAAGAAGUUUCCAGGGACAGCCUCCGCAUCUUUCAGAAGCUGUCGGAGAUUUUCUCCGACGAGAACAACUACUCCCUAAGCAGAGAGCUGCUCAUCAAGGAGGGGACCUCCAAGUUUGCCACCCUGGAGAUGAACCCCAAGAGAGCCCAGAGGCGGCCGAAGGAGGUGUUGUCACAGGGUGUCAUCCAGGGCACCGUUCCCUACCUGGGCACGUUCCUCACAGACCUGGUGAUGCUGGACACCGCAAUGAAGGACUAUCUGUAUGGGAGACUGAUCAACUUCGAGAAGAGGAGGAAGGAGUUCGAAGUGAUCGCGCAGAUCAAGCUGCUCCAGUCGGCCUGCAACAAUUACAGCAUCGCACCCGAAGAGCACUUUCGGGCCUGGUUCCAGGCUAUGGAGCGGCUCAGUGAGGCUGACGGCUACACGUUGUCGUGUGAGCUGGAGCCCCCUUCCGAGUCGGCCAGCAACACCCUCAAGGUCAAGAAGAACACGGCCAUCGUCAAGCGCUGGAGCGACCGCCAGGCCCCCAGCACGGAGCUCAGUACCGGCACCAGCUGCCACUCCAAGUCCUGUGACCAGCUCAGGUGCGGCCCCUACCUCAGCAGCGGGGACAUUGCCGACGCGCUCAGUGUCCACUCGGCCGGCUCCUCCAGCUCCGACGUGGAGGAGAUCAACAUGAGCUUUGUCCCAGAGUCCCCUGACGGCCAGGAGAAGAAGUUCUGGGAGUGCGCCUCCCAGUCGUCCCCGGAGACCUCCGGCAUCAGCUCGGCCUCCAGCAGCACCUCGUCCUCCUCGGCCUCCACCACGCCCGUGGCCGCCACGCGCACCCACAAGCGCUCCGUGUCAGGGGUCUGCGGCCACAGCUCCUCGCUGCCCGUCUACAACCAGCAGGUGGGCGACCGCUGCAUCAUCCGGGUGAGCCUGGACGUGGACAACGGCAACAUGUACAAGAGCAUCCUGGUGACCAGCCAAGACAAGGCUCCAGCUGUGAUCCGCAAAGCCAUGGACAAACACAACCUCGACCAGGAUGAGCCCCAAGACUACGAGCUGGUGCAGGUUCUUUCGGGCGAUCGGAAGCUGAAGAUCCCCGACAACGCCAAUGUGUUCUACGCCAUGAACUCUACUGCCAACUAUGACUUUGUCCUAAAGAAACGGACCUUCACCAAGGGGGCAAAGGUCAGGCACGGAGCCAGCUCUACCCUCCCCCGCAUGAAGCAGAAGGGACUCAAGAUUGCCAAGGGCAUCUUCUAACUUGUCCCUAGCUGGCCGGCCACGGAGCUGCCCUUUCCAGGGUCUAGCUGGCUGGGCAACUAAGCACUUACAGACUACAGCGGCUCAGGCCAGGCGGGCACCUGUGCCCAACCUGCCAGCCCGGGCCACCCCCAGACUCCAGUUUCACCCUGAACCUCUCCUGCUGCCGGGAUUGAUGCCUGCCAGUCGAUGGGCUGACCUGGCCUCCCGUGGGCCACUCGCUGCCUUAGGUGCCUUCUGCCCUCUGGAACCAGGGGACUAGCUGACUUUUGCCAAGGGGCGCUGCCAAUGGGCACGGAGCCCUGCAUGCCGCCGGGCACUGCCCUCCGUACACUUCCCUCACACCUUCCCAGGUGUGGGCCACUGCCACCCGUGCCCAUGGGCACCCCAGGGCACCACUUACCCACCGGGUCUGACCACUGCAGUUCUCUCCUCCCACCAUUGUGGCCUUCCUCGGGCUGCACCAAAGAUCCCAUCAUCAGGGCCAACUGAAAGUGAGGGAGUCUCGCCCACUGCCCGCUCCAGCCCUCCCCCGGCAGAGGAGAGGGACACCCCCUUCACGGACCACACUCGUAACCGGUGAGUGAGGACGGUCUCGGCCAGGUCCCACUGAUGUCAGAUUUCAUGACACUGCAAGUGCCAUUCACCACUGCAUCCUGGGCUUUACGAGACCACACGAGACGGGGAUUGGUGGGAAAGGAGGGUUUCGGGGGGAGGGGAGGGGGAUUGAAUAUUUGUAUAAAAGGUGAAAAAAAAUGUUUACCAGUUGGGGAGGGGCAAUAUUUAUUUGUUGUAAAUAGCAAAUGCUAGACUUGAAUAUUAUAUUAAAAUCCUGUUUCUACUAUAGCCUGGGAGUUGUAGUAUUGUUCUUUUAUUGCGUGUGCUCAUUGAAGUGAGAUACAGACUCUCACGUUCCGUGUUCAAAUAGGAAAUCUUGCAGGGUUAUUGGUUUAUUUUACGCAGGAAAUAAAGAAGGGCAGGAAAAGCAGGAAGGGCCAGCCACCCUUCUCUGGCUCACUUAAGGAAACAGAGAAGUCUACCUUUCGCGGAGCAGAUGUUCACUUCAGUGGCAUUAAACUGGGCCAUGAGCUGAGACAGCCCCUCAGAAGCCCAGUAUUUGAAUGUGGAAGUGCUUUCACAUGGCAUAGCAGCAACCUAUGAAAUUCCAGUGUUUUUAAAAACAACGUUUUUGGGACUUCCCUGGUGGCGCAGUGGUUAAGACGCCAUGCUCCCAAUGCAGGGGGCCCGGGUUUGAUCCCUGCUCAAGAAACUACAUCCCACAUGCAUGCCGCAACUAAGAGUUCACGUGCCACAACUAAGGAGCCCGCGUGCCACAACUGAGACCCAGUGCAACCAAAUAAAUAAAUAAAUAACUAUUUUUAAAAUAAUAAAUAAAAAUAACGUUUUUAACAGAAAACGGUGGAGUAAAGAUCCGUCUCUCCAUGGAAACAACAGUUAAGCUGGGGGGAAAAAAACCUGUCAGAAUCAACAACUGUGGGACUCUGGAACCUCAUCAGACACAACA
Molecule: messenger RNA, 4102 nt
Organism: Kogia breviceps (pygmy sperm whale)
Lineage: Eukaryota; Metazoa; Chordata; Mammalia; Artiodactyla; Physeteridae
Gene: RALGDS
Product: ral guanine nucleotide dissociation stimulator
Biological process (GO): positive regulation of GTPase activity; Ras protein signal transduction
Cellular component (GO): plasma membrane
Molecular function (GO): guanyl-nucleotide exchange factor activity
Source: RefSeq, a predicted model, not a curated record